UGGAGUACCUCGGCGAAUAGACAUGGCAUUGAGAACCUCAAUACCCAAUGUCGUCCGUCUCGCCGUUGUGACUCUCGCGCUCUUUUCUAUUGCUAACGCCGAGGAACCUGAUACACCUCCAAGAAGAAAUCCUCCACGUGCACCACCACCACCACCAGUAAGAGGAGGACCAACACCACCAAAUGCACCAACAACACCGAUCAAUAAACCUCCACCGCCGGUGCGAGCGGAACCAACACCACAACCUACAACAGCACCAGUAACGCCAACAUCUCCUCGUGCACCUCCACGUGCUCCACCACCACAAAGAGUACCACCACCUCCCUCAAUGAGCCCAGAAGAACCACCGGUACUAGCACCAGCGCCAACCCCAACUUCUUUGACUCCAAUGCCAUCGCGUGCACCUCCACGUGCUCCACCUACACAAAGGGUACCACCGCCAUCACCGACGGUGCCACCUCCUCCCUCUAUGAGCCCAGAACAAGCACCAACACCGACUAAUGUGACUCCAGCACCAUCUAGUGCGCCCCGGCGUGCACCAUCACCACAAAGGGUACCACCACCAACCUCAAUGAGUCCAGAAGGACCACCGACACUUGCACCAAUGCCAACACCUACUUCUCUGACUCCAACACCGUCCCGUGCGCCUCCACGUGCUCCACCUCCACAAAGGGUACCACCACCAUCAUCGUCGCCCGCCGAAUCAUCACUAGCACCCGCACCUACCCCGAUUAAUAUUACACCAACACCAUCACGUGCACCUCCACGUGCACCACCACCGCAAAGGGUGCCACCUCCUCCCCCAAUGAGCCCAGAACAAGCACCAUCACCAACACCAAUUAAUGUGACUCCAGCACCAUCUCUUGUGCCCCCGCGUGCGCCCCCACCGCAAAGGGUACCACCACCUCCCCCAAUGAGCCCAGAACAAGCACCAGCACCAACACCGAUUAAUGUCACUCCAGCACCAUCUCGUGCGCCCCCACUGCAAAGGGUACCACCACCUCCCUCAAUGAGCCCGGAAGAACCUCCGACACUUGCACCGGCGCCAACACCCAAUUCUUUGUCUCCAACACCGUCCCGUGCGCCUCCACUUGCUCCACCUCCGAAAAGGGUACCACCACCAUCACCGAUGCCGAUAGAACCAUCACCGGCACCCGCACCUACACCGAUUAUUGUUACUCCAACACCAUCACGUGCACCUCCACGUACACCCCCACCGCAAAUGGUGCCACCUACCCCUAUGAGCCCAGAACAAGCACCGGCACCGACACCAACACCAACUAAUGUGACUCCAGCACCAUCUCUUGCGCCCCCGCGUGCGCCACCACCACAGAGGGUACCACCACCUCUCUCAAUGAGCCCACAAGAACCUCCGACAAUUCCACCCGCACCAACACCCACUUCUUUGACUCCAACACCAUCUCGUGCGCCUCCACGUGCUCCACCUCCGCAAAGGGUACCACCACCAUCCCCGUCGCCCACAGAACCAUCACCAACGCCCGCACCUACCCCGAUUAAUGUUACUCCAACACCAUCACGUGCACCUCCACGUGCACCACCACCGCAAAGGGUGCCACCACCUCCCCUAGUGAGCCCAGAACAAGCACCAGCACAAGCACCAGCACCAACACCAACUAAUGUGACUCCAGCACCAUCUCGUGCGCCCCCCCGUGUGCCACCACCACAUAGGGUACCACCACCUCCCUCAAUGAGCCCAGAAGAACCACCGACACCUGCAACAGCGCCAACACCUACUUCUUUGACUCCAACACCGUCCCGUGCACCUCCACGUGCUCCACCUCCACAAAGGGUACCACCACCAUCACCGACGCCGAUAGAACCAUCACCCUCACCCGCACAGACACCGAUUAAUGUUACUCCAACACCAUCACGUGCACCUCCACCACAAAGGGUGCCACCUCCUCCCACUAUGAAACAUACCCCGACACCUCCACCUCCACCUCCACUAACCCCUAGACAACCACCAAAAAUGCCACCCCCACCUCCUUCUAGCGGUGGUCAGUGCCCAAAAGAAAAGGUACUUGCACUUAGCAUAUGCACAAAACUCGAUAUAUCCACACUGCUCCUCACUCCGGGAUUGGCUAAGCAAGAUUGUUGUCCACCCAUCGCCGGUCUUUCUAGCAAGGAUGCAACCAGCUGCAUGUGUGCUUCCUUGAAGUUGAAGCUUGAUGUCACCGUUGACACUUUCUUUAUCGAGACAGUACUCCGUCUCUGUGGCAUAACGGUACUUGGCAACUUGAAUUGCUUGCUCUAAGCAUACAGGAGUGUCAACCACCAUUAAAUUAAUAUGAAUGAUUAGAAUACAACCAUUAUGUAAUACUUUAUCUAUGCAAGGAGCAAGAACUGCAUGUGGUGUUGCCUAUAGAAUAAAUAGAUAUGCCUCUUCCAUCAAAUACUUCUUUAUGCUUAUGGUUCGCCUACUACUACAAUUGUGUUUGUUUCUUGUACCAAAGACCAACUAACAAUUGAAAGCUCCACAUAUAAUUAUAUUAUAUUAUGAUGUACCCCACAAUGUUGUUACUCGUAAGAAUUGU
Messenger RNA from Oryza brachyantha (malo sina), 2555 nucleotides. Its product is annotated as proline-rich extensin-like protein EPR1. Bases 23 to 2275 code for a protein of 750 amino acids. The transcript has 4 exons. Lineage: Eukaryota; Viridiplantae; Streptophyta; Magnoliopsida; Poales; Poaceae. The record is from RefSeq and is a predicted model, not a curated record.